Molecule: messenger RNA, 648 nt
Organism: Cylicostephanus goldi
Lineage: Eukaryota; Metazoa; Nematoda; Chromadorea; Rhabditida; Strongylidae
Source: the annotation of a GenBank genome assembly
AUGCACAUUGAUAUGAUCUUCAACAAUGAACCACAUAGCGUGCAAUUCAGCUAUAAUCCGUUCUCUACUAUGGCUUCACUAGAAUCGAAAUUGUUAGAUGGAAGAAACGUAGGCUACUGCAGCAGCUCAGAUGAGGAGGAUGGUGACUGGCAAGUGGCAAACGACGAAGACGAGCACCAAAGCAACGUGAUGCGUCGUUUGGGACCAAGUUCAAACACGGGAGCCAAAGGUGUACUGCGUGAAUUCGCCGCUCAGAAAGAAGCAGCGAAUAGGAAUAAACAAGCAAAAUUGAGAGAGUUGUCAGAGUUGUCAAAAAAGGGAAUGCUUGAGAUGUCCAAAGAAGAGCGUGAACAAGUUGGUUUCUUACAUAAUCAUGCUCAAGCAGAAGAUAGCUUAGAAAAUCUCCGGCAACGUCGACUCAUGGAGCUGAGAAAAGCGGCAGCAGGGAAAAUUGUGGAGAUUAUGGAUAAGGACCAGUUUACGAAAGCGAUUGAUACAUGUGAGAAUAUGCUCUGCGUUCUGCUCUAUGAGCCGGAGGAUGAGAUGUGUCAAAAGAUGACCCAUAUCUGUAAGCUACUGGCCGCAGACUUCCCUCGCGUUAAGUUCGUCCGAGCCAAAAGUACGCUUCUACGAAUGAGCAAGGCCUUU